Messenger RNA from Lycium barbarum (goji berry), 2001 nucleotides. RefSeq names its product tryptamine 5-hydroxylase-like. The record is from RefSeq and is a predicted model, not a curated record. The coding region runs from base 259 to 1818 and encodes 519 amino acids. The transcript is spliced from 3 exons. Gene Ontology annotation, molecular function: monooxygenase activity; oxidoreductase activity, acting on paired donors, with incorporation or reduction of molecular oxygen; iron ion binding. NCBI's taxonomy places the organism in Eukaryota, Viridiplantae, Streptophyta, Magnoliopsida, Solanales, Solanaceae.
CAUUUCUCUGACUACCAAAGUCAAAAUUUCAAUGGCUGAUGCCGUCUUGAUCUAAGCAACUGCUUGGGGUGGUGCAAUACAAAUUAAAGUAAUGGUCCAAGUACACCUUCAGCCUUCUCCCUAACUACCCAAAUGUUAUGUGCAAAACCCCAAAGUCUUGCAUCACUCCCCAUGUUUAUCAACCGAUACAUGCAUUAUUAACACUACAACCCAAAAUCUUCCUCACUUCUCAAAACACAAUUAAAAAAAAAAUAAAAAAUGGAACAACAAAUUCUACUAGCACUUGUAUCUUUCAUCAUUGCAACCUUUCUCUUUUACACCAUGAUCCAACGUCGUUGUCGCCCACCAUUAUCAACUCUACCACCAUCUCCGCCUCUGCUCCCUAUAAUCGGUCACCUCCAUCUCUUAACUGACAUGCCACAUCACACCUUCACUCAACUAGCUCAAAAACUCGGUCCAAUCAUACACCUUCAACUCGGUCAAGUCCCUACAGUGAUCAUCUCGACGUCUCAACUCGCUGAACUUGUUCUAAAAACGCAUGACCAUGUUUUCAUGAGCCGCCCACAAAUCAUUGCAGCUCAAUACCUCUCCUUUGGCUGCUCUGAUGUCACCUUUUCGCCUUAUGGCCCUUACUGGCGCCAAGCUAGAAAAAUUUGCGUAACCGAGUUGCUGAGUUCGAAACGAGUUAACUCGUUCCAGUUCAUAAGGAAUGAGGAAAUUAACCGCAUGUUACGAGUUAUCUCGGAACACUCCGAGUGUGAACUCGAUAUGAGUCAGGUUUUCUUCGUGGUCGCGAACGAUAUUUUGUGCAGGGUGGCAUUUGGGAAGAGAUUUAUUGAUCAUAAUUUGAAAGAGAAGAAAGAGAAGGGUUUAGUGAGCGUAUUAACGGAGACACAAGCUUUAUUAGCAGGGUUUUGUGUAGGCGAUUUUUUUCCAAAGUGGGAAUGGGUUAACUCAUUGAGUGGGAUGAAGAAGAGAUUAAUGAAUAAUUUGAAGGAUUUGAGGGAAGUGUGUGAUGAGGUAAUAAAAGAGCAUGUGAAAAAGAGAGAUGAAAAUGGUGAUGUUUUAGGAAAGGAAGACUUUGUUGACGUAUUGCUUAGAGUCCAGAAAAGAGAUGAUCUUGAAGUGCCUAUUACUGACGACAACCUUAAAGCUCUUAUUCUGGACAUGUUUGUUGCUGGAACAGAUACGUCAGCAGCUACACUAGAAUGGACAAUGACAGAAUUAGCUAGGCAUCCAAGUGUUUUGGAAAGGGCACAAGAUGAAGUAAGGAAAAUUACAGCUAAUAGAGGAAAGGUAGAAGAAUCUGAUCUUCAACGCCUUCACUACAUAAAAGCAGUAAUAAAGGAGACAAUGCGAUUGCACCCCCUUGUCCCUCUUCUAGUACCUCGAGAAUCAAUGGAGAAAUGCAUUCUUAAUGACUACGAAAUACCAGCAAAAACUAGGAUUCUAAUCAACACGUACGCCAUUGGAAGGGAUCCAGAGUCAUGGAAGAGUCCGUUGGACUACAAUCCCGAGAGGUUUAUGGAGAAUGAUAUCGAUUUUAGGGGACAAGAUUUCAGGUUCUUGCCAUUUGGAGGAGGGAGAAGAGGUUGUCCAGGUUACGCUCUUGGAUUAGCGACUAUUGAGCUUUCAUUGGCUCGUUUGUUGUAUCACUUUGAUUGGAAAUUGCCUCCUGGAGUAGCAGAUCAAGAUGUUGAUUUGUCUGAGAUUUUUGGACUGGCUACUAGAAAAAAAGUGGCUCUAAAACUUGUUCCAACCAUCAACAGGCUUUAUGCGUCCGGAGAAGAGGAGGAUCUGCAGUUUGCUACUCUCUGAUUAAUUUAUUUUCCUUUUCAGAAUCUUAGGUAAUAUGUUAAUGAAUAAUAAGGCUAGCCUGUGAUUCGACAUACAUGUACUGUUUUUCAAGGUCGAUUGUACUUUGUAACACUUUUAGCAAGAGUUCCUACAAAUAAUUUUGAUACAAAUAAAUCCAAAGUACAAAAGUAGAAUUAAACACCA